AGGAGAUAAGCACUUGGCAGCUUCAAGAAGCUUGUUGAUGCCUUGCAGAUGUGCAGACCUGGGGAGAGGGACUGGUGCUGCUCUGCUCUGAAGACAACCAAGACAUUGACUGGUUGCUGUUUCUCACUGCUGCGCCACACAUCGCUAGCCAAGGAGGCCUUUCCCUCUGGAGUUCUGCCACCAUGGAAACAAGAAGAUGCCUCCUCCAGCGAAUAAUUGGCCACAGCGUGCCCUUUGGCUUCCUUAUUCUUUUAAUCACGGCCACACGUGUUGAUGCAGAAGCACCUGGGACAACCGAGAGCAACCCCACAUCCUCUCAAGAGGGGCCUUCUUCUUCCUCCUUGCCUCAUUCUGUCGAGUCUGUUGCAAACACAUCCAUUAGCCAUGCCUCUCAUUUGGUGGUCACAAAGACUUUGAGUGAAGGAACGGCUACUCUCAAGAACACCACUGGGAGUUUGUCUGGCACACACCCAAAGGUGCAUUCAGGACAGGCUAAGGAGGAAACAGAAACGAGGGCUACUCUCAAGAACACCACUGGGAGUUUGUCUGGCACACACCCAAAGGUGCAUUCAGGACAGGCUAAGGAGGAAACAGAAACGAGGGCGGAUGACAUCAAAACACUUGAUGCCAGCGGCUCUGAGCCUGAUGACUGUCUCUCAGCAAGCCGUUCAGAGAAGAGUCAUCUUGGAAUAACAGUGGCAAUAGUUACCUCUGCCCUGUUGCUUCUGAGCCUCUUCUGAGCCUCUUGAUUGAUUCAAAAUCAUGAAGCCAGCUCAUUAAGGGAUAUGGUAGGAUUGCCUUAUGGGCUGCAAAUAUGGCCUGGGAGACCUCCACUUCCACACACAUAAGCCCCAAAUAUAGUGUGUGUGUGUGUACAUUUUGUAUUUCUUGAAACAAUAGCUCUGAGAUCUGCCUCUCAAGGUCUUGGAUUGUGCUAUAAUGACGCGAGUGCACCUCUAGAUUACCUUCCUGUCUUCUGAAGAGUUUCAUAUGUAUACCAACAUAUCCUCGAAAACGCACAAGAUGCAGAUUAACCUGCAUAACUUUUACAGCUCCCCACCUAGUCUUUCCUGUGUUGAUCUUGUUUUCUGUUUCCCUUUGGUUGUUCAACUGUUGCUGUAUGAUCAGAUUGCCCCAGAUUGCAUCCCCUCCUGCGGCUUGCCAGUUCUCUUCCCUUGUUACUUUCAUUUCUUCAGGGCCCGCAGCCUUUAAUGACAGGCAGAAAUGUCCAAAUUGAGCAAGCGAAAUGCUUCUCAUCACACUAUCUCCACCCCUGGAGAAGAUUCUGCUGCUAAAUCUAAACAUUUCAGGCUGUUGUUACAGGUCACUGAGGACAGCAGAGCCAAUGAAAAAGCCAGUAACUCCUGCUCUCUGCUAAGCCUCAUGCCUAUAUUGCUCACAUCUCCCUUGCAUCAUAAUGAGGGAUGGGGGAGAAAUUCAAUUCAGUUCACAUUUCAAGCCAAAUCGAUCAAAUUUGCACUUUCCAAAACAACUUGAGAACCGAAACACAGCCAUCCAUCCAAAUUAGCACUUAAUCGAAUUUUGCAAUGUAGUUCAUCAACCAAAACUGCAUACGUUGAGGGAAAGUGUGCAUAAAAUGAAUAUAUGAGUGAAAAUAACAUGAAAAAAUGCAUUAUUUGAUGAUAUUUCUUGCAAAAAUGUGCAUUAGUCAAAACUGCCUACAGAAAUGUGUAUUAGUACUAAAAUACUGGAGAAUCUUCAUGAGGUUUUUAAAAAACAAAACAAAACUCUCAGAUUGCUGCAGAAAUGUGGAGAACUGGAUUUAAGACUGGAAAAAUGAGAAAUGGAGGGAAGAGAAAUUGACAGAUCUAUCCAUCCCUAAUUGUAAUCAAGUUUCUGAGCAACUGGCUGCUUUGAGCAGUGGGAUGGGGAAAUAGCUUUUGAACCAUCUGGGCAAAACAAAGAAAUGUUGCAUUAAUGAUAUACCUGAAUGUUUUGUGUGUGAUUGUUUUUGGCAUUGCAUUGUGCAGGGAGGGGAGGUUUUAAUCUUUCCUUCCCCAGCCACAGUCUUGGUAAAAAUCCUUCUUGGGUUCCAUGGUGGAAGAAAGGUGGAAUAUGGAUAGAUAUUGCUCCUCCCCCUCCAUGGUAAUUAGCAUUAGAUGAAAGCCUCCCAUUGCAACCAAUGGGAAACUUUCCCCACGCCCCACUCAGGUUUAUUGCCGUUGGGGGGAUUUUUACCAAGAUUGCAACUGAGGAGGAAAUGCUUAAAACUUCCACUGAGUAUUACUUCUGAAAGUGGAUUAUGCAUAUAUAUAUUUGAGAUCUUGCAGGGAACUGGGAAGGAUUUCCUGGUCAUUUUAGAUUGCUAUAUAUUACUGAGUUUGCAUUUACUUUUCAUAGGAUUUUAAACAAAUUAUCUUAACCCCCUUCCUCCUGCAACCAAAGUUUAAUUUAAUUUAAUUCAUAUAGUUUUGAUACUGGUGUUUUGAACUUUCACCUGUGUGUUCAUACUGGGAAACAAAUAUUAAAAGAAUGAUUUAAAAAUAUGAACGGAUGUGAUGAGAAGAACCAGAGUGCAGAUAUCAAGCAGAUGCAAAAGGGACCCUCUAGCUUCAGUCCUAACCCCACUUACCUGGGAAUCAGUCCCACUUACUUCUGAAUAUACAAAGUUAGGAUUGUGCUGCCUGGUGUCUAUGAUCAUGGUGGCCCUACAUGCAUGACACACGAGAUUUACAUGCAUGCAUAGACAUUACCCACAACAAUGAUGGGUACAGAGAGUCUACAUGCCACAAAAUCAAAGACCAAGACAUUUUGCUGCCAGAGGUGGAGCCCAGAUGUGUAUACUUCACUCGGGCCAACAAUUUAGAACAGGGUUGGUGAACCUGUGGUUUUUCCAAAGUUGUUGGAUUGCAACUCCCAUCAGCCCAAGCCAGAAUGGCCAACAGUCAGGAAUGCUGAGAGUUGUAGUCCAACGUCUGGUGGGCCACUGCUUCUUGCCUUUAUUUACUUCCCGCCUUUUUACGGUGCUGCCUGAAGGAGAUUGCUUUUCUUCACCCCACUCCAUGGCAAGGCUAGCCCUGGUUUUUAUAUAUAUAUUUGGAGGAUUAAUUUCCUUCUUUAGACAGAAUUCUCAACAUAUUCAAACAGGAGGGGGACCCUUUUCCAGCCCAAGGGCUGCAUCCCCUUCUGGGCCACCUUCCAAGAAUAACGUGGCAGGUGGUGGGCAGGAUGAGUAGCAAAAGUGGGCACCACAAUAAAUGUACCUUUGGCCUUUGUACAGUAGGCUAGAGUCUGCACACACCCACGCACUCCUCUGCUCAACCCUAUCCAGGCAAGCAGGAGUCGUCAGAGUUCAAGGACACAUUGCAGCCAGGCAAAAACAGCACGGUGCAAAGUAGGACGGGUGAGGGGCAGAGUACAGUCCAGGGAGAGUUCUGAGGGCCACAUAAAGAGGCCUGGAGGGUUGCGUUUGGCACCUGGGCCUUUAUCCCCACCCUCAAAUUUAAAAAAGGUACACGCCAAAGUCAUAAUAAAAACAUCCAAUGAAUUGUUUAGUGUGGAGACUGAACAACAGCCAAUAAAAUCAAACAAAAUCAAAGUGGCACAUUAAAACUUCAAUAAGUUCUUUUAAAGCUUCCAAUGGGAGCUCUUCCCCAAUGCAAAAUACAUGUGUUGGGGCCCCAAUGCAGCAGCAGGAAAGUGGUUAAAUCCCUCCUAUCUCCCAUUUCAAGAUCCUCAUGUGGACUAAGCCCCACCCACCCACCGCUCUGUCAGUUUGGGAAACAAAAUACUUGUGCUCAAAGACAAACUGUGUAGGUCAGCUCGUAAAUGCUGAAAUUCCCAAUUUUGGUGGACCUUACCAGGAAGUUGGUUCUGUCACCUUCUUUAUACAGCUGGUAUAGCACAGUGGGGAGGACAGUCUGGCUGGGAGUCCAGAGUCUGUGAGUUCAAAUCCCUGCUCAUGUCUCCUGGGUGUCAAGAGGCAGCUAAAGAUCACCCCACAGUGAGUGGCUCAAGGGUAGCAUGCCCUGCCACCUGUGCAGCCGUGGGCAAGCUGCAUAGUCCCAAGGAGCCCAGUUGCCCCCUAGCUGGCAGUUGCGGACAAGGAAGGGGCUGGCUUGUGCAGCUGUGGCAAGCUGAGCGGGCCCUAGCCAGCUGGGGAGGACUAGCCUCAGAGGGAGGCAAUGGUCAACCCCCUCUGAAUACCCCUUAUCAUGAAAACCCUAUUCAUAGGGUCACCAUAAGUCGGGAUUAACUUGAAGGCAGUUCAUUAUUUCAUUUAUAUCCCACCUUUCUUCUAAACUCAACAUGACGUGCAUGAUUCCCCCUUUCCCAUUUCAUCCUCACAACAACCCUGUAAGGUAGGCUAGGUUGAGAGAUAGUGACUGGCCCAAGGCCACCCAGUGUGCUUUAUGGACAAGCAGGGAUUCGAACCCUCGUCUCCCAAGUCCUAGUCCGACACUCUAACCACCACUUGACCACACUGGCUGUCUCUAUAGCAUCUGCCAGAUGAUGAUGGAACCGCCGAGAUAUUAUCUGGACUGGAUGUUAAGAGCUGGGAGGCAGACACUGAGAAGGCCCUCCCUCCCCCCCUUCCAGUGCAGCAGCGAUAAGAGGAAGAAGGUUAAUGGGAAAUAAGCGCUUCAAGAAGCCUGUCAGUGCCUUGCAGAUGAGCAGACGUGGAGAGAGGGACCUGGGCUACUCUACUCUGAACACAGCCAAGAUCAUUGACUGUAUUUCUCCACUGCCACCACCUUCUCGGUUUCAUUUACUCCUUCCUGCCUGACCAAGCGAAAAAAUUGUCCCGGAGGAGGCAAAGCUGAGGCUGGCCACGCAAGGACCUUCCCUCAAAAGCUGGGUGCCAUCCCAGCCUUCCUAGGAAAAGGAACCAUCGCAAACUGAUGCAGAAAUAGGCCAAACUGAAUUUAAGAUUGGAAAAAUCAUAUGGUAUUUGCAUGAAAUCCCAACCGAUCACAUGGACUGAUGUGUAGAUGCCUGCUUCCUUUGCCAGAUUGGGCCGUUUCUGUCUCUAAUUUAAAAGCAUAGGUUGCUGUUUCUCACUAGCCAAGGAGAGGCCCUGUCCUUUGGAGUUCUCUUACUAUGGAAACAACAAGACCCCAUCUCUGCCAAAUAAUUGCCUACAGUGUGCCCUUUGGCUUCCUUGUUCUUUUGACCAUGGCCACACAUGUUGAUGGCACUGAAGAUUUAUCCACAUUGCCUGAGAUCACCAAAGUUUCCAUCCCUCCAGUCACCACAAUUCUCACAUCUGGAAAAAACGAUAUAGAGGGUCUAAGCACCACACACUUUCUAGAGCAGCAGCCUACUUCCCCAUUGCCUCAUCCCACUGAGUCUGUUGUACCUACAAUUUUGUCUCCCAACAAAUCCAUUAGCAAGGAUUUGAGUUUAGUGCACAAGGUAUCUUCAGAACUGCCCCCUAUAACUUAUGGCCUAGCUUCAACAGAACCGGGAGCUACCAUCACUACUUCAGACAUCUAUUCCUCUACUAGCCAGAAGAUCAUCCAUGCUACAAAAGCAACUGUGGUACAAAAAUCCCAUAUGACCACUGGCAAGGAGGAGACUUUCAGUGAAACAACAGCUACUCUCAAGACCACGUUUGGACGGCCAUCAGUCUUCAAACCAAGGGCAAAUUCAGGAAAGACUAAGGGGGAAAUAAUGCCAAGUAUGACACCAAAACAGUAUGUGCCUGAUGACACCAAAACAUAUGAUAUCAGCACCCGUGGUCCCAGAAAGUGGCUCUUAACCACAAGACCAGAAUCUGGUCUUGGUCAGUGGUCCUUAACCACAGUAACUAUCACAGAAACAACAAGAUCUGGCUCUGACCCGACAGCAAGCCCUUCAGAGAAGAGCCGUCUUGGAAUAAUUGUGCCAAUAGUCAUCUUUGCCCUGUUGCUUCUGAUCCUCUUGAUUGCUUUUCUGUAUUGUAGGCGCCGUCGCCGCUCUGGCUCCACCAGCUUCAACGCAGGGUGGGCAGAGCAGGUGGCAGUGCCAGAUGACUCAGGCUUGGAUGGGGAGGUAGAGCAAGGGGCAGCGGCUGCAGGGGAAGGGGAGACAAAGCGCAACACCCUCACCACUUUCUCUGGUAAGCGUCAGUCGAGGGUGCCCUCAGUCGCCAUGGAAGAAAUAGGUGGGAAAGAAGAGAAGGAGGAGAGCCAGAAACUGCUUCACGGAGAUGCUGGGCGAGCCUCCAGUCCAGAGGCAUCUGGGGAAGCUAAUGGCAAACUCCCGGAGCUCACCAUGCAAUCCCCUUAAGAGACAGGGUUCCCUCUAUCCCCAGCAAACCAGGAGUAGAUUUUUUCGCAUCAACACUUCCUUGUUUUUAGGUUCCUCCUACAGUUGAACGCUCCCAUGGCCUACACCCGUUCCAGUAGAUUAGGACGCUUCAUUGGCUUAUCGUCUUCCUUGUCUCUUGGUCUGUUAUGUGCGAGUGGAAGGGUGGGGGAGUGAAUGAGAGAAAAUCUUGCACCACCAUUGUUCAGAAAUUUCUGACCGCAUCCUUUUUCCUGUUUAUAUAGUAUAUGUAGGGUGGAGACAAAUACAGAAAUAAAUCAGGAGUUCUGGUUUCCCAGCCAACUUUGCCUCAGUCUCACCAAACCUCAUUUUCCUUCUACAGGAAAAAAAGGUUUGAGUUAAGGUGGAGGGCAGUUUUUUUUGGGGGGGGCAGUGAUGGAGAGGACAUUGACACCUGUUUCUCUCUGUCUGUGAGAUGGGAAAUCCAGGGCUCUAAAUAGGAGGGAGGCUGCGGUAGAAAAAACAAGCCUUAGUGAGGCUUUCUAUUUGUAGCAGAAAGUUUUGAUUGCUGUUUUCAGAAAGAGAGCAAAUGAACAACUUCAGUUUUGCUACAUUUUCCAUGAUGUUGAAAAUAGUUGUGGGUGGCUCAUGAGCUUUAUUCUCAGAACCACUUGGGGGCGGCAGACCUUUAACACAAGUGCGAAUAGGCUAACCAGAUAUCCCAGCACAUUUCAAACCACCCAAUCCUUUUCUUUAUCUCCAGGCAGAUAGACAUUCCUGAGGAUCUACAACAGUUGGAUGUAAAAUGUAUGUAGGUUUAUAUAUACACACUUCUUAUUUAAUUCAGGUGUCUUUCCAAGUAUUUUCCAUCCAUUCUGCUUACUCCUUUGUAUUAUAUAAAAAGAACAUGGUUUCAAGCAGCCAGUGGCUUUUCUUUUUUCCGGCUAAAAGGAGCUUUUGAACAUUACAGGGGUAAACCAAAGAAGCCAUGAAACAAAAGUAAGGUCAAUUUAGAAAAAAAAUAACAUACAUUCCAGCAUAUAACAAAACAAACAAAACAGAAAACAGCAUUCUAACUAGCACAUUGCUGUAGCUCAGAUAUGUAGGUCGUGCCUCUGCAUGGAGUAGAUAAAGUGUGCAUACUGUUAGAAAACUCUUAUCUCUCUUUUCUAGGGGUGAUAUUCUUUGAUCCUGAAGAUUGUCACAGUCCCAUGUGGGGCAUAAUCAGUCAUGUAAGUCAUCCAGUUAACAACUGGCGAACUAAUAUACAGAUGAAUCAUAUGGAGAGUUGCAGAAAUGAAAUAGCCUGGAUGAAUUCUGAUUUUCAAGUUCUUAAGGAUCUAUUGCAAGUUAACCAGAGUUUAGGUGCUCCUAAAUUCAUCCCAACACCAAGAUGAGUACAGUCAGGAUAUAUUUAAUUAAUUCUGGGUCACCAUUACAGGUGUGCACCAAAGUGGAUUCUCACAGCCCAUUAUUAAGGAUUGUUCCCAGUUAGCAGGAAAAAAUGACAGAGGUUUAGGAUACCUUAGAGGCUAACAGAGUAAUCUGGUUAUAAAAUUUCAUGGAUUAGAAGCCAUUUCAGCAGAUGUGUCUGAUAAAAAAGAUUCUCGUCCAUGAAAGGUUAUGCCUCCCAAUAAAUUGUUUAGUUUCUUAAGAUGCCACAAACCUCACAGUUGUUUUCGCUGGGAUCAGAAUUGGUAAUCCUCUCAUACUCAUUAAUACAAAAUAAAAGUGUGAUUUUGUGAAUAUGCACUUAGGGAAUGUUUAUCUACACUAUGCACCUAAACUGAAUUGGCUGUCAUGACUUUCUUCCAAAGUUCUCUGCUACAGUUUUCUGAAGGUGUUAGAGCACUGCAAGAUAGAUGCUUUAAUCCUCACGAAAUUAGAAAUGCCAAGAUGCUUGGUGGAGAAAACAUGAUUUUGCUCCAGUUUAGAUUUGUAAUGUAGAUACGUUGUCAGGCCAUAACAAUCCACAAUGCUUUCCUGCACAAGCCCCAUUGAAAAUAGGAUGAGCUGUGCAAACGCUCAUGUGCCAUUUACUCAUUUGUCUCUCUCCUCCAUUCAGCUUCUUAAUAACUUUCUCUCUGUAGAGUUCACUGUAUUUUCAACUGCAGUUCCCUUUUUUUUUUUGCAGAGGUUUAUUUUUGCGAGCGCAUGAGACUGUAUUAAA
Molecule: messenger RNA, 8380 nt
Organism: Rhineura floridana
Lineage: Eukaryota; Metazoa; Chordata; Lepidosauria; Squamata; Rhineuridae
Gene: SPN
Product: sialophorin
Exons: 5
Coding region: 5062-6231 (389 amino acids)
Biological process (GO): type II interferon production; regulation of immune response; regulation of T cell activation
Cellular component (GO): external side of plasma membrane
Molecular function (GO): transmembrane signaling receptor activity; heat shock protein binding
Source: RefSeq, a predicted model, not a curated record